This is a messenger RNA of Photinus pyralis (common eastern firefly), 1716 nucleotides long. Its product is annotated as arylsulfatase B-like. Bases 19 to 1674 code for a protein of 551 amino acids. The record is from RefSeq and is a predicted model, not a curated record. The transcript has 6 exons. NCBI's taxonomy places the organism in Eukaryota, Metazoa, Arthropoda, Insecta, Coleoptera, Lampyridae.
GCCGGUUUAACUUUAUUAAUGCACGUUUCGCUGACAGAAAUGGCAGUUACGUUGAUUUCUUUACAGUUUAGAGAUUUUCUUACGUUUUUCGUUUUUUGGGGAGUGUUAGUCAGUGCUAAAUAUCAACCAAACAUUGUGCUAAUUGUUGCCGAUGACCUGGGUUGGAAUGAUGUGGGGUUCCAUGGGUCGGACCAAAUUCCGACCCCCAACAUCGACGCUUUGGCGUACAAUGGGAUAGUGCUGAACCGAUUUUACGUCCAGUCGACGUGCACUCCGUCCCGUAGCGCUCUACUAACCGGCCAGUAUCCAAUUCGCUACGGUUUCCAGGGAUGGCCGCUCAGAAACGGCGAAAACAGAUACUUGCCGACGCACCUGAGGACGCUCCCAGACCAUUUGAAAGGCUUGGGGUACACGACGAGCUUAGUGGGAAAAUGGCAUCUCGGAUUCUCGUAUUGGUACAACACGCCGAUUUACCGCGGGUUUGAUACGCAUUUCGGAUAUUGGACAGGUCACAUCGACUACUUUAAUCAUACCUCUGAUGGAGGCUUUGCAAUGCGUCGCAAUCGACACGUGGCGUGGGAGACUCAAAACAAUUAUGCCACGCAAUUGUUCACCCAAGUAUCCCAAGAAACGAUUAUGAAGCACGAUUACGCCAAACCCCUAUUCCUGAUGGUGUCUCACUUAGCCGUUCAUGCAGCCGAUCGGAACCAACUGUUGGAGGUACCCGAUUUGGUCGAAACCAAUAAAACGUUUGGGUACAUUACGGACUACAGAAGGCGGUUGUUUGCUGGAAUGCUUGCGGAACUUGACAAGUCGGUCGGUGCGAUCUGCAGGACGUUGCAAGAUAGGGGUGUCUUCGACAAUACCAUCAUUCUAUUUUUGUCUGAUAAUGGCGCCCAAAACACGGGCACUAGAUUUGAUAAUUCAGGAUCCAAUUGGCCUUUACGCGGAAUGAAAGCAACACUGUACGAAGGAGGGGUGCGCGUCCCUGCUGUAUUAUACUACGGUAAACUAAAAACAAAUGCUACCAUCAACAACCAACUUAUGCACAUAACUGACUUGUUACCAACUUUGUACGCCGCCGCUGGUGGAAACACCAGAGAUUUGGGUACCAUAGACGGCGUCGAUCAAUGGCCUACAAUCAGUGGUGGUAGCAAAUCACCUCGUUCGAGUGCCCUAUUAGAUAUAAACGAAGUUGCUCUACAUUCCGCUGUGAUCUCGCAUGGAGGUCGUUACAAACUGGUGAAUGGUUCUGUUUUAAAUCCAACCUUUGGACGCGACGGAUACUACGGUUAUGACACAAGUUUAACCAACAACCCUCCUUACGAUGCGGACCUGGUACUGGACAGCGAGACCAAUAGAGUAAUCGACAAGGGGUUGACGAAGAAGAAGCUAUUUCAAACUCGGAAGAAAGUCACGAUCGCUUGCGACCAUGGAGGCGGAGAGUCGGUGUCGCGUGAGGACACCCUUUUCUUGUUUGAUUUGGAGAAUGAUCCUUGUGAGACCAAGAAUUUAGCGGACAAGCUGCCAAAUAUUGUCGCCGAUUUGAGCGCGCAGCUAUUGUGGUAUUGGGAAGUGCUACAACCUCAGCAUUGUCAGGAACCCGAUCCGAACUCUAAUCCGAUCUAUUACAACAAUACGUGGGUUCCGUGGAUGGAGCAACGCCCAACAUGAUCUGCUGUCAUUAUGUAUUUAAAAAUCAUAAUAAAUAUAAUC